Messenger RNA from Camelina sativa (false flax), 965 nucleotides. Its product is annotated as MATH domain and coiled-coil domain-containing protein At3g58360-like. Gene Ontology annotation, molecular function: protein binding. Lineage: Eukaryota; Viridiplantae; Streptophyta; Magnoliopsida; Brassicales; Brassicaceae. The record is from RefSeq and is a predicted model, not a curated record.
AUGGGGAAACAACAACUUGCUAAGAAGAUCACUUGGGCGAUUAAGAAUUUCUCAUCUUCCCAAACUGGAAAAAUCUGUUCUGAUCAAUUCGUCGUCGGUGGAUGCAAGUGGCGUUUAAUUGUCUUUCCCAAGGGAAAUAACGCUGAUUAUUUGUUUAUGUAUUUGGAAGUAGCUGAUUAUGAAUCAUUGUCACCUGGAUGGAGAAGACACGUUUGUUAUCUCCUCAAUAUUGUUAAUCAAAAUGCUGUUAAACGUUCCAAACAAAACGAAGAACAAAAGUGGUUUGAUGUGCGGUCUCCCCGCUGGGGUCGUCUGUCCAUGUUUCCACUAAAUGAAAUCAGUGCCAGAGAUAGCGGAUUUGUGGUUAAUGGAGAACUCAGAAUUGUUGCUGAGAUAGAGGUUCUUGAAGUGAUUGGAAAUUUCGAUGUAUCAGAGGAAACUUCAACACUUAUGGAAACUAUGGAUUUUAAUGGCUUUCAACUCCUUCCGUCACAGGUGGGAUUUGUGAGCCAUAUCUUUGAAAGGCACCCAGAGAUUGCAUCUGAAAUGCGUUUAAAGAACCCAAAUCUUAGGACAGGUUACAUGAGUUUGUUACUCAGUCUGAUUGAGACUCUGCGCCAGUCGCCUCACGAGCUCCACAAGACUGAGAUAGCCGAGGCAUUUACUGUACUCAGAUCCAUGACUGAUGCUGGAUUUAAGGUUGAUUGGUUGGCGAAGAAACUUGUUGAGCUGUCGGAAAAGAAGCAGAAAGAGGAAGCUGGUGGAACUCGGAUGCAAGAAAUCAAAGAAGAGCUGAAAAGUUUGAAACAGAAAUGCUUAGACCUGGAAGUUCAGCUGGAGGAUACGAAAACAGAGGUUUCAGCUGCAAAAGCUCCUCUAUCAUUCUCUGAUGUGUUUUAAUAUGUUUUUUUUGAGUUGAUAGGCUUCUGCUUGAUGACUAGCUUGUCUGUUCCUUUGCAGAUAGA